Molecule: messenger RNA, 1733 nt
Organism: Salvelinus namaycush (lake trout)
Lineage: Eukaryota; Metazoa; Chordata; Actinopteri; Salmoniformes; Salmonidae
Product: DNA-directed RNA polymerase III subunit RPC7-like
Exons: 8
Coding region: 371-1024 (217 amino acids)
Biological process (GO): transcription by RNA polymerase III
Cellular component (GO): RNA polymerase III complex
Source: RefSeq, a predicted model, not a curated record
UCCGGCAGUCUGUGCACGUGUGGGCUUACUCAGAAAUAAUUUUUCAUAUUAUACAGUAUAAUAAGCUAUGUAUGUAUCAAGAGGAAAAACAACAUACGUAUUAUAGCCUGCACUGUAGUGUAUUAGAACGCUCAGCCUGCAAGCCUAAUCGUCAGACUAACGUUGGCUACAUCGCUAUCAAGCCAGUGGAUCUGGUUUGGGCUCUGCAGACUGCAGCAUUUCUAACGUUACUACUAAGUUAGCUAGCCAUUCAAUAUAUUUGGGUUGGAUUCUGUUGGGCUUGGUUUUUAUACUGUACGUUUCAGGGCUUGGCUCUAUAUUUCACGAUCUCAACUGACACAUUGUAGCAUUUAGCAACAGACUCAUCCCCAUGGCUGGAAGAGGCAGGGGUCGUGGAAGGGGACAGAUGACCUUCAACCUGGAGGAUGUGGGCAUAGGAAGGGGGGACAGCCUGCCCCCCACCACCUUUAAGCCCUCACCCCUCUUCCCUCCCAUGCCAGUCCAGCCUGUGCCCCUGCAGACAGGAGAGGAGGUGGAGUACAUGCUUGCUUUGAAACAGGAGCUGAGGGCCGCCACCAAGACCCUGCCUUUCUACAUCAGACGGGCUGCUCCCAAAAGAGAUGUCGAUCGCUACUCUGAUAAGUACCAGAGCGGAGAGCCCAAGGACAGCACCAUCGAGUGGAGCCCAGACUGGAGCAGAUUGCCUAAAGAGCUUUGCAUUAAAGUGAGAGAAAAUCGGGGUAAAAGACCUACACCUCAAGUUAAACGGACAAAGAAACCUCUUGUAGGAAAAGAGGAGAUUCUCAUCAAGCUAGAGACUCUCGAAAAGAAAGAAGAGGCGGUGAACUCUGAGGAAGAGCAGGACGAGGAGAAAAAGAAGACGAACGAGGAAGAAGAACAGGCAGAUGAAGAGGACUAUGAGGAAGACUUUGAAGAGGAUACCGACUACAUCAUGUCUUACUUUGACAAUGGAGAGGAGUUUGGAGGGGACAGUGACGACAACAUGGACGAAGCCACCUACUGAGAGACCGUAAGAGUGCUGAUAACACUGAAUAGACAAAAAGAAAAGGCUUUGAGUUAUCCUCCCUGCGGACAUAGUUACAGUAUUCUAAUUACUUGUGGAGUCAUUGGCCAUGGGAACAAAGACAUUGACCGGUAUAGUCUAAAACAUGGAAAGAACAAUAUGCUGCUAUCUGAUAACCUAGAUCCAAGACAUGGAAGAUGGUGACUGCUGGUGGAAACAGUGGCUCAAUGUAGACAUCUAGAGAGAAUACUCAGACAUUUUCUUAUUGUGUGUGGUGAUUUAAAGUGCCAAAGAUACUAACUAGUCAUACUGACUGUUCCCCUUUCUUCAGCUAUGUUGAGGUAGUAAUGGGAGCUGAUGUAUUUACAGGCUAUUGAUGCCUUUUAUAACUUUAAUAGAUUUUAUGGUUUUAAUUAACACAUGUACAAUUGCAGUAGUCUGUGGUUUUUAAAGUAAAGACAUGUUUUAGAGAGGUAUUUUAGCUUUUGUAAUUCCUUGGUGUAAGUAUUUUUUUAAAGUGUAUACGACAAUCAAAUGUUGGCUAAGACAUUGAAAACAAUAGUUGCAAUCAAAAAAAAUGGUGUGUAUUCUUUUUAAAUAUUUUUUUCCUGUAAUGUCAAAUUAUGUUAUGCAAAUUGACAAUUUGAAAGUGUUGAAUUUGAGUCUAAAUACAUUUUAAAGAACCAGAGUAAAUAUUUGUUUGUAUCAA